UGUUGGUGUUACGUUUGUUUGAAAAUCAAACGGCAACUGAAGUUUGUUGGUUUGCUUGGAAAUCCGUUUACUGCAAUGCAUGUACGACUGUAAAUAAUAUUCGGAUAUUAAGUAUAAGCGGGCACACGUCGUGUCUGAAGCCAGAAGAUCAUCAGGAACGACAAAAGUAAAUUAGAUUUAUUUUAUUUUUGUCGGAAAAUUGUCUAAUAAACAAUGGCUACGAUUCGAGUGCACGAGGAUCAAGAAAACCGCAUUGCCGAUAUCUUUCGUGGUAAAGAAAAUAUCGUUGUGCCCGCUCAAAAUCAAGUUCUGCAACAAACAAAACGUGCGGUUUUGGGUGUUUUGCAUAAUAACUGCCAUCGAAUUGUUAAAACAGAUAUCUGCAAAGAUGAAAAGCAUCCAAAAGCAAAAUCUAUUGUGACAGUGCCAUUUGAACCAUUUAAAAUUUAUGAGGAUAAAAAGGAUGAACCUGCCUUUAAAGUUUAUGAAGAUAAAUUGGAAGAAGAAACUUCUGUUGUACUUAGGGAUUCGAAAGAAGAGAGAGAAAUAGUAACAAAACAAGAAGUGACUGUUCAGUCGGAACAAAAAAAGCCGAGGUUAGACAUAAAUUCGUUAUCUAUUAACGAUUUGCCAGUAUUUUGCAACAAUCUUCAAGAGAUAAUAAAAAGCAAGCAAGAUGAUGCUUUGCCGCAAGGUAGCCCAAUGUCAUUGGAAAAAUCUCUUUUGUUCCCAAAUUCUUCGAAGAAAGAUAACAGAACAAAUAAGGAAUCAUCUAGAGAACUUAGAAUUAAUUUCUUUGAUGUAGAAGAAUAUAGGGCAGAUAUAUAUAGUUAUUUACGUGUUGCAGAGAGACAACAUAGACCAAAACCUGGUUACAUGAAAAAACAACCAGAUAUAACAUAUUUAAUGAGGUUGAUAUUAGUAGACUGGCUUGUUGAAGUAGCGGAAGAAUAUCGAUUACAAACAGAAACAUUGUAUUUGGCUGUUUCUUAUAUAGAUAGAUUCUUAUCAUAUAUGAGUGUCGUUCGGGCAAAGUUGCAGCUCGUUGGUACUGCUGCUAUGUUUAUAGCUGCAAAAUAUGAAGAAAUUUAUCCACCAGAUGUUGGUGAGUUUGUAUAUAUUACGGAUGAUACAUAUACCAAGAAACAGGUAUUGCGAAUGGAGCAUUUGAUUUUAAGGGUAUUAUCUUUCGAUCUUACUGUACCAACACCUCUGGCAUUUCUUAAAGAUUAUUGCAUUAGUAAUAAUCUGUCAGAAAAGAUAAAAUUUUUAGCAAUGUACUUGUGUGAAUUAUCUUUACUCGAAGCUGAUCCAUAUCUGCAAUAUUUACCCAGUCAUUUAGCUGCAUCUGCAAUAGCACUUGCACGACAUACAUUGCAAGAAGAAACAUGGCCACAUGAAUUGGAAUUAUCAACAGGUUAUAGCUUACAUGAACUUAAAGAAUGUAUUUCUCACCUGAAUAAAACGUUUCAUAAUGCAUCCAAUAUUCAGCAACAAGCGAUACAAGAAAAAUAUAAAAGCAGCAAAUAUGGACAUGUAGCUCUUUUACUGCCACGUAGUACUGAAGCUUUGGUAUAUGAAGAUGAAGAAAGUGCAUAGAGAAAUCUGUUAAAACACAGUUUCACUGAAUAAUAUUAUAAACUUAUACAUAAUUAACGAACCUCCCGUAAUAAAGUCCACGUUCUGAAAAAGUUACAAGGAGGGAAUAGGGCAAGACUGAUUAACUAUUCCGCAAAUGGAAAUAUCGAUUGCUAGCAUUAUUUAAUAUGUUCGAUUCGCGUACUCUCUCUGGCUAAGCGAACAUAUUAACUUUACAUAUUCCAUACUACGCCACUAUGAAUAAGUGUUAACAAUUGUGGCCAAACUUUAAUGACUGUUUUCCGAGCUUCAUCAUUAUAUUAACGAGGAAGCUCUGCAUUACGUUAUCUAGAAAUGGUAUUUUUAUAAGUGUUUUUUAGAUAAUUCUUAACCAAACACACUUGCUAUUCAAAAUACGCAUGUCCAAAAUUUUAUUGCCAGUGAACUGUAAUAAGAAUAAGAAUUGUAAGAGUAAUAACUGUAUUUAUUAAAUGAACAUUAUAUUAUUUGAUACAUAUUGUUGCAGUUGCAACAUGUCAUUUAAAUAUCUGUAAAAUUUAUUGCAACAAAUUUUCUAUACUGUACAGUUAUUUAUUUACAAUGCUAUAAGUACUUUAACUCAGAAUUUAUAUACUUUGCAUGAUUAAAUUUUGACAAAAGGACGACUUCCGCAUCUAUCUAUGCAUUUUUUCGUUCAGGUCAUGUCUGUACAAAGAAAAUCUUUUAAUGUUUGCUUCUUCUAUGUUUCAUGAUGUAAUAUAUUACAUAUUACACUCCAAAUAUUGAUCAAAUGAUAACAGGAUGAUAACAGAAUACUUUAUGAAAGUAUAGCAUCCAAAUGUUUAUUAAAAUUAAUAAUAUUUUGCACCAAAAUAUCAUAACUUUACAAUAUAUAUUAUAUACAACAUGAUCUAUGUAAACGUGUUUUCGACAUCUAAAACUGCCCAAGUAUUCCCUUCAAUGUGUAUGUACAAACGAAAAUCUGUGCUGUUAUAAACUUGCAAGUAAAAACGUCAAAUGAUUUUAUAUUACUAUCGUAAUACAUUAAAUUUUCUGUAUGUAAAAAUGAAUCUCUCUCUACUCUAUGCUAUUUUAAAUAUCAUUAAUAUUUGCACAAGCAAGAAACGGAAUGAUUUAUGCAGUAAUGUUAUUGUACUUAAAAAAUGACAACGUCUUCUUCACGAUAUAUGAACACGACAGUAAAAUAUUUUUAUUAUGUAAUUUAACUGCAAAAAUUAUACUUAUACUUGGUCCAAUAUGCAUGACUGCAUAUUCAAAUAACAUUACGCAAGAUGUCUACGUAGGUUAUUAACUAUAUUUUAUACGAGACGCACAUUUACUUAUGCAACUGUUUGAAUUAAUUUUAACAGAGUAUGCGUUAUAUAAUUCAUAUUCUACUACCUUUGCUAUUCAUUUCAUCAGUAGAAGAUGUUUAAAAAUUGUAUGAUAUUAACAAAAUUCAAUACGAAGAAGUGAAAAUUUUAUUUUAAAUAAUUAAUGUAAAAAAAGAAGCGAAAAAUUAGUGUGUAGAAUUUAUUAUUUUUUUUCUUGUAAAUUAUUUGAAAUAAGAAAUUUUAAAAGCACUCUGUACUAUUUCACAUUGACGACGAAUAUAUCUAAUAAUUUAGAGAUCUAA
Vespula vulgaris is the source of this 3214-nucleotide messenger RNA. It is a transcript of the gene CycA, whose product is annotated as cyclin-A2. Gene Ontology annotation, cellular component: cyclin A2-CDK2 complex; nucleus; cytoplasm. Gene Ontology annotation, biological process: regulation of cyclin-dependent protein serine/threonine kinase activity; mitotic cell cycle phase transition. The record is from RefSeq and is a predicted model, not a curated record. Gene Ontology annotation, molecular function: cyclin-dependent protein serine/threonine kinase regulator activity. Lineage: Eukaryota; Metazoa; Arthropoda; Insecta; Hymenoptera; Vespidae. The transcript is spliced from 6 exons. The coding region runs from base 214 to 1599 and encodes 461 amino acids.